Molecule: messenger RNA, 1025 nt
Organism: Cuscuta campestris
Lineage: Eukaryota; Viridiplantae; Streptophyta; Magnoliopsida; Solanales; Convolvulaceae
Source: the annotation of a GenBank genome assembly
ACAUUUGGUAUCAAAGCUAAGUGUUGAACAUCCCCAAGGGCCACUCACCAGCACUCCCUUCCCUCUUUCCUAAAAACCCCCAAAGCCAAACUAAACGACCUUCCUUACCUUUUCCCACUUCAACCAUGUCGAAUGAAUCCCGAACUAUGUCCCAUGAAGAGCUCAUUGCCUCAAAUACAGCCUUGAAAGCCCAAGUAGAGUACUUGGCUAAAGAGGUAGCCAAGCUUACGAAGAUGAAACUCAACGAGCUCCAAGGAAGUGACCGUGAAGAAGACGUUAGUUCUAGUGGAACCAUGAAGCCUAAAGCCAAUGAAGGUUCUGACUUCAAAGUUGACAUUCCAGCUUUUGAAGGGAAGAACGACCCGGACGAGUUCCUCGAGUGGCUAGAAACAGUGGAACGCGUCUUUGACUUCAAAGAUGUUUCCGACGAAAAGAAGGUCAAGAUAGUGGCCUUAAAGUUCCAGAAGUAUGCAUCAACUUGCUGGACUAAUACCUGCACCAAGAGAAGAAGAAACGACAAGGAACCGGUGUCCACGUGGAUAAAGAUGAGGUCCCUUCUAAAGAAGAAGUUUUUACCCGCCGAAUAUGUUCGUGAGAAUUUUGCUAAGCUUCAAACGCUUAGGCAAGGUUCUAAGUCCGUUGAAGAAUACAACCGGGAGUUUGAAGAGCUCUUGCUGAGGUGUGACUUGCAAGAAGAUGACGAACAAACCUUUGUUCGUUACCUAUUCGGCUUAAACCUACAAAUAGCCAACACGGUGGAGUUGCAAAGUUACGACUCUCUUGAAGAACUCACGAAGUUGGCCCUCAAAGUUGAAGCUCAACAUAUGAAAUCCAAAGCCCUUUUUUCCAAAAAUAACACCCCUUCCCCACGGCCCUACUCCUCCACAUCCAAACCACCUUACCCUUCACCAAAAUUACCUUACACUACCCCCAAAAACCCCACUACUGCCCACGGCCCAAACCCCUCCUCCUCCUCCCCAUCUACCUCAAGGAAUCCCUCCUCCUCUUUCACACCCCGGACUGAU